ACGAGGAAGCAGGAAGAGAAAGAACGUGUCGAAGCGGAGAAGAAGCUAGCUGGGCAGCAAAAGGAGAAGGAGGUGAAGAAGUCGGGCGGAUCUUGGUGGCGGUGACGAUGUCGAAAUUCAAUUCUUAUGAACCACAGCCAUGAACGUCAAGCAACAGGCUGUGUCCACUCAUUGGGACACAUGGCCAUUGCCUUUGGGGUUCCCUCCAGAAGUAUCAUCCGACCAUCUCAGUUUGGCCGGUGGGAGGACGCUGGCAUCACUGUCAGCGACGUACCCGGAUAUGCUACGGGCGACCAUCUCACCUAUCGACCGCCUAUCCAGGGCGUCAGACACCCUCACAACUCCUCCAAUGCCACUCCCACGCCAUGUCGUUCUCCUCCUCCCUAGCCGCCUCCGCGGCGUCUUCUGCAGCCAUCAUGGCCAACUGCUCGUUGACCCACAGACGAACCUCUCGUGCAACAAUCUGAUGCUCCAGCUCUUCUUCUCGAAGUUGUCUUUUCUCUUGAAAUCGGCGGUAAAGGGCGAGUAUAGCGACAAACCAGACGAGGCAGUUGCCGAAGGCGAUGAGGAGCUCGAAACUGGAGAGCGGCUUGUUCAUGGUGUUUCAAUUCAGGGUGGAAGUAGUGGUUUGGAGUCGUGUCUGGAUGACGCAUCCACACAGCAAGCUUGUUUACAAACAGAUCAUGCUACUCCUACGGAUCGCAAGGACCAUGCGGAAAGACGUCUUUAUGCUAGUACUGUGGUGCGUUGAUUCACAGCGGCAAACACAAACACGCGGGUGCAUAUUGCAAACACCAUGACAGCAAGCGACGACCACGCAAGCUGCAAGAGAAGCGUCAAACGGUGUGAAGAAAGGACAAACGGAAGCAUCGAGUAAGAAUCAGCACUUUCAGCUCAAGUCUAUCUGUACACCGAGACAACGUAUUGCCUUGUCUCAGUAUAGUCACUGCUUGCACAAAGCGUUGCUACAAUAUUGGCAGGCUCAACUCAGUCAUUCACGAUCGAUAUGGGAUGACGGCUUAUGCAAACAGUCAUGGCGAAUAAGCGCUAUUGUGUACAACAUAUUCUUUGAAGGCACCUCAGUCUAUACAAUCUAUAAACCAUCAUCAUC
Messenger RNA from Exophiala viscosa, 1111 nucleotides. RefSeq lists its product as uncharacterized. Lineage: Eukaryota; Fungi; Ascomycota; Eurotiomycetes; Chaetothyriales; Herpotrichiellaceae. The transcript is spliced from 2 exons. The record is from RefSeq and is a predicted model, not a curated record. Bases 140 to 751 code for a protein of 203 amino acids.